CAUUAUGAUUGGCGCAUAAGAAUCCGUCGCAUUUUUGAGUACGGACGCACACAGUGGUCGUGUUUGUAAAUCGUACAAACAAACAAACAAAGGGUGGGACAUUCUUUCUCGAUCUAGUAAUGUGAUUAGCAAAAUGACAAGUGACCAGUCGGUAACUAGCAGCAGCUCUCAGGCCAGACAUUUUGGUCUAUACAGGACUAUAGACGCAAGGACCGAGGAGUUUUUAAGGCUCUCCAGGAAACGUCAGAUUCGGCAAGGCUGCGCCUGCGCAGCGGUUUCCACUGCGAUCACCGUUACAAUUAUUGUUGCAGUUCUACUGAUCUACGAGUAUGCGAUUGUUGUAGAAACGAAUUUAGUACAAAAUAGGAAAAGCCUAAACAAAUCGGACAGAGAAAAGUCUAUGAAAAAUCUUAGACCCAUAGCUGAUAGGUUAGAUAGAAGCUAUUUUGGAUUCGAUCAAGAUUAUUAUGAAAGAAUGCCACUCCUUGUAAAUGCAUUGGCUGAAAAUAUUUACACACAACCUUUUCCAGAAACUGUUAAAGUGCAUACAUUCAAAAAACACGAUAUAGCUUUGAGAGCAAAUUUACCUUUUAAUACUUACAAAAUGAUUCGAAGAACAAGUCCAAGACCAUUUAAUUAUGAGCAAAUUUCUACACCCUAUCCUUUUGGCAAAACUUAUGGAUCAAAGACCUGGGUUGAUAGUUAUCGUAAUGCUCAAAGGAUGAAAAAUCUUCAACAUAUCAUGAUGUAUCUUGGGAAAACAAUAAACGCGAAACUCGGUGAUGUGCAUACUAUUCCAACACAAACGCACAUCGCUUUUACUGGAAUGUAUAUCGAACCUGCUACCACUAAAUACACCACGGAUAGUGUUAUGCAAAAGAUAAAGCCAACACAUUCUCGGCAUCGAGUGGACCCCUUAUUCACAUUUAAACCUGACAACCCAGGCGAUGUAAAUCUUUUAGCAGAAGACAUUGCAGUUUUUAAUGAUAACGAAGAGAAAAAAGGAACUUAUCCAUAUCCUCGUAUCGAUGAAAAUUGUAGCCAUAAUCCUCAAGAACAAAAUAAAGCAACUGAAAAGUCAAAUUCUAUCGAAGAUACUAAAAGACAUGGUUACAGAAAUCAAGACUUAUUUACUCAGUCUCAUUACUCGACCACACAAAAAAUGCUGGAUAAAAUAUACAUCACAACUACACGUCCUAUAAUACACUUUAAAUUAAGAUCUGCAAGGCCAGUUACACGUACAUAUUUCAGGUACACAAGACCAAGACCACCUCCCAAAGAAGUAAACACUAUCGACUCUAAUAAUAAGCGUAAACCAGAUUUGAAUAGCAGUACUAAUAUGAUACUUAAUGUAAAUGUUUUUCAAACCGAAACUGCGACAAGAGAUGAAGACGUUAAGGAGAAAGAAAUUAAAGAGACAACUACAAUAAAGCCGAUUAAACAUAUACCAAUAAUUCUAGCUAAGCAUGUAGAAGAUUACCAUGCGGGGAGUUCAGGCAUUAUUCCAAUGACGGCGACGCAAAUGAUUCAGCCAGAAUUAACAACUAUAACACCAAUUAUUGAUACUACAGAAACGUAUUCUGAAAAUGUUUGGUCAACUAAUCCACCUAAUGUAAUAAAAUUUAGUCGAGAGGAUGCAAAAGUACCAGAUCAGUACACGACAAUGUCAAAUUAUGAUACAACAAUCACAACGGAAGCUACAAGAACAUACAAGAGCGUUGACUACGACGAAAAUCAAAAUACCGAAGCAAAAACACUUAUUAUAAAAUUAGUAAAUAAUUUAGAAGCAACAACUAGCCAAAGCAAUAAUUAUGAUGAUUCAGAUGUUGAAGAAAUAACAACAAAUACUUAUGUACCGCAAAUUAACGGUCAUUAUAGGAAUAUGGAGCAAAAUGUUCGAAAACUCUUCGAACUUUUGAAAGAAAAUUCAGAAAAAUAUAGGAGGCACAGACUAAAACCUAUAACUACUGUUCGUUCUCCGACUUACGUACCAGUGUAUUUCGAAAUUAAAAGAAACCGCACCAGGCAGUUCAACGGAAAUAAUAAAUAAUAUUUAAAAAUAUGUUUACAAAUUAUCAAGAUUUCGUUCUCCCACCGAUUUAUUUCUCUUUUUUACUUAUAUAAUUUUAUCAA
This is a messenger RNA of Papilio polytes (common Mormon), 2133 nucleotides long. RefSeq lists its product as uncharacterized. The transcript has 2 exons. The record is from RefSeq and is a predicted model, not a curated record. Bases 134 to 2050 code for a protein of 638 amino acids. Lineage: Eukaryota; Metazoa; Arthropoda; Insecta; Lepidoptera; Papilionidae.